Messenger RNA from Oryzias latipes (Japanese medaka), 3318 nucleotides. The record is from RefSeq and is a predicted model, not a curated record. Lineage: Eukaryota; Metazoa; Chordata; Actinopteri; Beloniformes; Adrianichthyidae.
GGAUCUGCUGAUUUGUAAGCACAAAGGUCCAUCCUGCUGCACCCGAAAGACGGAGGAGAGUUACCAAGUUGCUGUUAAAAGAGAAACUCUUCAGAACGUUCAGUCUUACAGCUCUGAGCUUAAGCACCUCUUCUCCACACACGCACAUGCCUUCCAGGACAUGUUCCGGUCCCUGCUGUCCUUCUCUCAAGGCCAUCUGAGUUCUCUCCUGGAAGACACAUACUCGUCCCUGUUCCACCAUGCUCAGCCCCACGUGCACCAGCUCUUCUCCUCUCUUUCCCAGUAUCUCAGUGGUGCCAAUAUAUCUGUAGAGACCACAGUUCACAAUUUUUUUAAUAGCAUUUUCCCACUUGUUUAUGAAAAACUUAUCAAUCCAGACAUGGAGGGAAGCCUAAUGGAAGGCAGUGUAAUAAGUGACUGUCUCCGCACGACCAGAAAGGAAGUCAAUCCUUUUGGGUAUCAUCCAGCUCUUAUGGCUCAAGAGCUUGCUGGGGCAUUGGGGGCUGGCCGACAACUGAGUCUAGCCUUAAAAGAAGGUUUGAAGGCUAUAAAUGCUACAGAGGAUGCCGGCCUUACCAAAGACUGUGAAAAGAACCUUGUGAAGAUGAUGUACUGCUCCCACUGCAGGGGCUUGACCCUGUUCAAGCCCUGCAUGGGCUACUGUCUGAAUGUAAUGCGAGGGUGUUUGGCCAGUUUAUCAGAGCUGGAUCAGCCUUGGAGACGAUACAUCAGCUUAUUGGAGCAACUAACACUUGCUGUAGCUGGACACCACAGCCUGGAACUGGCCCUGCUGGGGGUCAGAGGCCAUAUUAAUGAGGCACUGCUCUAUGCACGGCUCCACAGUCCCAUCAUAACUACCAUGGUGGACAAGGUGUGUGGCCUGUCCACAGAGGAACCCACAGGAAUGCUGCCUUCUACCAGCCCAGAGGUCACAACCCCAAGCGUGACCUCAGCUUCAUCUGCCGCCCCCACCCAGUUUACAUCAGAACAGGAGCUGAAACAGUUUUCUCAUUUAAGAAGCCCAUUACCCCUGAAACCCUCCAAGAACAAUAAACAUAAUCUGAAAACGUUCUCUAGGGAGUUUUUACUGCAUUUGCAGCCCUUGAAGUCUUUCUUCAUGAUACUGCCAGACUUGUUGUGUAAAGGGGACACAGCAGUGGAAGACUCCACCUGCUGGACCGGACAGAAUGUCAAGGAAAGUUAUGAGAGCAGAGUCGUCGGAACUGGCCUUAAUGCCCAAAGGCAAAACCCAGAGUUUAAAGUUCGUAGUAUGGCCCCCAGAUUGGAAGAGGUCAAGAAAAGGUUGGAUCUUUUCAACCAGGAGACUCUGGAAAGGUUUCCACAACUGGAGGAAAUAGAAGAUUGGGAAGGAUUUGGCAGUGGGAAAGAGGAAGGCAGCACCAUGGACUGUGAUGAUGAAGAUGGUUGCCAAAGCUCUGGAGAUGGUCAAGAAAGAAAGUCACACGGAGGCGUCUCUAUUGACUCAAAGUCAACGGGGAGACAGCCAGAAGGCGACAGCUCAAAAGAAAACCCCUCAAAGCCCCCGCCAGUGAGGGUGAUAGGGGGCUCGCCAUCUGCCUCCUGGCUUCAGCCUUGCAGCCUUGCACUGCUUUUUGCUGGACUUGGCUUGCAGUGGAUGCUCUUGUGAAGACAGCCCUGUCUGUGUCUCCACCUUUUCAUCCACGCUCCCUGCGGAACCAACACGUGCACGGAACUCAAGUCAUAAACAUGUCACUAUUUUAUUUCUCACUUCUGUCAUCAGCCAAUGUAGAUAAAUGCUAAAGAAGGCAAGAGAGAGAAAUGUCAUAUGAGGCACCAUGUGGACAGCAUUAGGAACCUGCAGAUAGGUGGCCUACAUCGACAGCAUCAUCAACGUGGCUGUUUGCACAAGCUGAUUGCAUGCUUGCUCAUCUACAAAGAAUUAUACUUACUGCUUCCAAAACGCUGUUUGGAGCUAGACUUGUAUGCAAAGAAGCUCCUGAGCUCUUUGUUCAAGUCACCCACAUACUCUUUGUGAUUAAGGAUGCAAAAUUAUUAAGAACUUUUGCAAAAUUUACACACAAACAUGCCACAAAUAACAGAACAAUUGUCUUCUUUUUUUUUUACUGCUGAUUUUAUGUACGUUUUAAGCUACAAACCUCAUCACAGCAUUACACCAUUUGCCAGCCAGGUAUUAGAAUUCAGAUCAUUUUAACGCUAAACUCAUUCCUUUUUUAGGGAUUAAGGAAUCCAUGAUAGACUGGUCGAUCAAUCCCAGGUGCCUGUCCCAGAACAGCAGAUUUGAAAUGCUCUAAUGGCUGUGUGCCGUCACAAGGAUUAGAAUGUAAUGAGUUCACAGAUUCGGCACAGGCUUGACUGUGGGUCUAAAAAUACUGUGCAGAUAAAUUGGUUGUGUGUUACUGUGUGAAAGUCAUGUUUAUAUGUGGAAAGAUUUAAUGGAAUGUAUGAGGUUCUGAUCAGGAAAAAAACAGCUCUUAAGUGGUUAAGCUAAAUGUGUCAUUUGAUUUUUGUUUUACAUAGCUAUAAGCAGGCUCAACUUGCUGGUUUCAAACUGUUCAUCAAUCUGUUCAAAUUGAAUGGUUGUCAGAAAUAAAGCAAGGAUAUGCAAAGUUUUCCACCCAACGUCAUGAGAUGUAUGGUUGUUAAAUUUUUGGGAAAAAAUUUGGAGAAGAGUUUGCACAUUGUUGUGUUAUAUGUUUGUCGUGCUCCCUGUUAAGUGUUUGUUUGUUGAAUUGCACAUGGCUUCACUUAUAACAUAAAAGGUGCCAAAUUAAAAAUUCGGGUCCUCAAAGGAAUACAUUUACUGCAAAAAAAAAAGGAAAGAAAUACUUUUCCCAUAGUUCCUAACUUUCUGGCAUGAUAUUCUAUUUACCUUGUCAAUGGUUUGGAAUUUCACAAGACGAGAAAGAGUAGCAAAUGCUAAUAAACUGUCGUUUAAAAAGUUUUGCUGAACUGUUGUAGUUGCUGCCAGUUUUUCAGUCUUAGUCCUUUAUUUCAUCAUUUAUUGUAUAACUUUUUCUGGGAAAUUCAAUUUGUUUCCAUCUGUCAAACAAUUUUACAUGAAAAUGAGUCUUCUAUUUAAAGAAACAAUUUGUUUCCGCGAUGUUUCCUUUUUUUCUUUUUUUUAAUCCUGUGCAUUAGAUAAUCUUCUGACCUGAACGGAACAAUAAAUGCAUGAUGGACAGUAGAAAACAACAAACACUCAAAAAUGUAACUGCCUGAAAUAUAGAACUUAAAAUUAAAAUGAUCUGCUAGGCUAGUUCUGUGUUUGAAAUACAUCACUAUACGGUUAUGCUCUGCAAACAAUUUCUCCCAAAA